CGCGUCAAGUCGCGUCCGCUUUUUUUCUGAAAGAUGCUUUCUAUAAAGUUAGAAUAUUCAAGUGAAAUAUAACAAUUAAUGGUUGAAAUUAUGUCUGGAGGAUUAGUUGAAAAAGUAUACAUAGGUUUGGACCACGCGCCAGCCGCCUUCGACAUAAAAGGGCGUAUUCUUGGACCAAAUGGAACUAACAUAGAAUAUAUCCGUUCGGAAACGGGCGUAUUAGCCGUGUUGAAAAGUGAGAAAUUCGAGCCGUUGCAUUUAGCUCUGCAUCACACGAGAUCUGAGGCUCUGGCAGCCGCUCGGUCGCUAGCGCUGAACCUGAUCGAGACUAUUCGUGCUGAAUUAGCUCAGUGGAGCGCGCAGCAGGCUGGGGGCCCUCCGCCGCCGCUGAAUGUGCCGCCGCCGACGUUGGCUACGACAACUGCACCACCGCCCGUCCCGCCCCCUGUAGCCACCGUGGCGCUCUCAACGCCCUCAACAUUAACAUCCCCAGCACACCAGACAGUCAACCCACCUGUUGUCAGUGUAGCUCAGGCCACAACUCCUUUAAUGACAGUCCGGCAACCCACAGUCUUACAAUUCCUGCAACCGCAACAACAAUAUGUGCUUAAUCAGGAAAACGGUCAGUUAAUACCCAUAGUGCAACCCGGGGUGCAAGUGUCUAAUGCGGCAAACUUUACUCAUUUACCAAUAGCACAACAUCUAAGUUCGCUACAGCAGCCAAAUUUUGGUGGGACCCAGAUUGUGGAUUUAUCUAGCAUGCAGCCAGUUAAUGUGACUCAGUUACGGUUGAGUGGUGUGCCGUCUUCCAUGUCUAUGAUAUUGCCGAAUGGGUAUUCGUUUCCUCAAGCUAGCUUAACAUCAUCUGACACGACAACAGUGAGUUCGGCGACAUCUACUCCAGUAGUUUGUGCUGCUCAGAGUACGAAUGCCUCUCAGAAGAUCUUGUACAGCACAGACAAGGGAGACAAGGAUGUGAAGUACCACAUCCAAGGGGACACGGUGCAGUGGGCGAUGCCGGGCUCGCAGACCAUGUUGAUUCCAUACCAGCAGUUACAAGAUCUAACGGCUAAUCAGGCAUUGCCUAAUUUACAACAUCAACAAUUUGUUUCAAUAGCACCUGCCGGUGGCUUGCCUCAAACGUCACUCCCGCUUAGUGCAGCUCAGUUCCAGCAGCUUCAAGCCACGGGAACUAUCAUGCAACUUAAUCAGAAGCCAAUAGUGAGCAGUGGUUCACUGAUAAAUAUAAUAUCCACUGGGCAGGCGUCGUCACCUCAAGUGUUAUCUAAUUCAUCAACACCAACGAAAAAUUUGAAUCAAGAGAGUCGAGGGCAAAAAAGAUUGUCAGAUGGCACGCCAAGUCAGUUGCAGUUACGGCCUAUUGCUCCCGCUGGGUCGCAGGGCCAGGACAAGAGCUCGACCAGAGACUCUCGCACGUGGACGACUGCAGCUAGAGACAACACGGUGGUCAGUAUGGGGAUGAAAAUCAACCCGGCACAUGGCACUAUCAUACACGUGUCGUCUGGACAGCAGACCAACGUGUCAGGGGCCGGAGUAACGCAAGAGAACACCACCGGCAUGUACAUCCGGCAAAUGGAGCGCAACGCCAUCCAAAUACAGAGCAAAGACAAACAGGACCCCAACAAGCUUCAGAACCAGAACGUUCAGAUGAUCACCGUGCCCCAGGGCAUGACGGUUCUGCAGAACCCCCUCAACAUCAGCCAGAUGCCUAUGAUUGGUCAACAGAACAGCCAAGUCUAUAUGAUCCCCGCCAACCAGCAUAACAUCGUCCAAGGUGGCCUACCACCAGGCCUGAUUGGUCAGCAGGUGUUGCAACCAGGACAGAAUGUCACAGUCAUGCAACCUAAUCAAUUAACGAUGCCUAAUGGCGUCCAAUAUAACAUGCCUUUAAUGCAAAUGAAUUUACCACCUAAUUCGCACUACAUGCCUGCCGGAAUCAAUUUAAAUACGCAGCUAUCGGCGCAGCAGCUGAACGCAGCUUUAGCCAGUCAGCAACUAACUAACCCUAAUAUGGCUGUGUCAGGAACUAUUCCUUUAGUCCAAGCACCUCCUCCAGCGUCACCAAUGGCUCAAACUAACCCACCAACCCAACAGCCGGUCCACCAAAUUAUGCCUCAAAAUUCCACCUUCAUCACCCCCACUUCUCAAUACGCCGGUAUGCCCGCUCAAUACAUGAUGCAGUCUAAUUCGGGAGCUAUAGUUCCAGCCAAUAAUCCAGUGCAGUACACAGUCCCGGCCAAUCAGAGCGCGAACCCACCAGCGAAUAACGGCAACGGCCAAUCAAAUACGUCUUCGGAGAAUGAAUCCACCAAUGGCACGAAUCAGACGAAUUACAUAACCUCUUCAUCGCAGGAAAACUAUGCUAUAACUCAGAAUCAACAGCAAAUAAUGACCAAUGAUGGAGCAGCGACGCAAACGUUGACCAAUCAGCAGACGCAACAGAGUUACACGAACAAUGGCAGCAAUCCUCAAACGUAUAACGUAAAUCAGACGACAACCACGCAACCUCCAGCCACAUAUCAGCCUACAAACGGCUCAAAUCCCCAAGCUAACACACAGAACUACGCCGCUUCCACACCUAUAUCUCAAGCGCAAACCUAUUCACCGUCAACCACACCAGCGCCUAACCAAAGUUAUCCGACGACGAAUCUCCCAAACAUGCCUAAUGUUGCAUUCCCACCUAACCAAACGCCUAACCCUUAUCCUAAUGCGACAGGGCAAAACAUGGCAGCUUAUGCUAACAACCAGUAUCAGUACACUAGUCGACCAUGGUUCAGGCCUCGGUACGGGUCUCCGCAGGGCUCUCCGUACGGCGCCGGAGCCCCAACGGGGCCUCCGAUGCCGGUCCCGCCGCCCGCUGGGAACUACAACUACUGGCAGGACAGCUGAGAGUUGGAGAGCAACGUCUGGGAGGAGGGACAAUCCUUACUGUGAUUUGAUGCAGUAUUAACGUAAUGAACGUAUAGAAACUCUUCAAAAAUUGAAAAAUGUCCAAUGCUGGACAAAGGACUUACGAGAAUAUCUAUAAAAAGCGGAGCAAAUGCCUUUAGACAAAAUGACGAACCAAAUCUGAUGAAUCAGAUCGAUUUCUCGGGAGGUAUCGCUGGGGCGAUGAGGUUGAAGCGGACUUGCGCGAUCUUCAAGCCGAUAACUGGCGGGAGAUUGCGCUGGAUCGAGACAACUGGCGUUUACUCGUGUCGGAGGCCAAGACUCAUUUUGGGUCGCUGCGCCAUUAAGUAGUAGUAGUAAAUCUGAUGAAUUGAAUACACUUUGUUCAAGAGCUUUCCCACGCUGGAUCUCUCGCUUUUACAGUUGAAAACGUUUCUGUAAUAGGAGAAUGGAACCCAAAAAUAUAUGAGUGGACUGAAAAGAUAUAGAUCUAGAGAUUCUUUACGGAGUAUUAAUGUACCCUUGACUCAGACGUUAAAAAUGUCCACCGAU
Molecule: messenger RNA, 3462 nt
Organism: Cydia splendana
Lineage: Eukaryota; Metazoa; Arthropoda; Insecta; Lepidoptera; Tortricidae
Product: nuclear factor related to kappa-B-binding protein-like
Exons: 8
Coding region: 79-2910 (943 amino acids)
Cellular component (GO): nucleus
Molecular function (GO): RNA binding
Source: RefSeq, a predicted model, not a curated record